This is a messenger RNA of Lathyrus sativus (Indian pea), 675 nucleotides long. The record is from the annotation of a GenBank genome assembly. NCBI's taxonomy places the organism in Eukaryota, Viridiplantae, Streptophyta, Magnoliopsida, Fabales, Fabaceae.
AUGUCUAACUCCAAGGAAACAUCUAACGCCGUCACAACAGACCCAGAACCAACAAACCAAACCGCCAUAACCGUUAAAAAACCACCGUCAAAAGACCGUCACAGCAAAGUUGACGGACGCGGUAGAAGAAUACGCAUGCCAAUUAUAUGCGCCGCACGUGUCUUCCAGUUAACACGUGAGUUAGGUCAUAAAUCCGACGGUCAAACCAUCGAGUGGCUUCUCCGUCAAGCUGAACCCUCCAUCAUCGCCGCCACCGGUACCGGGACUACUCCCGCUUCUUUCUCUUCUCUCUCCGAGCAUAAACCGUUUCUCUCUCCUUCUCCCUUCAUUCUCGGUAAACGGUUACGUUCCGACCACGAUGAUGUUUCGAUUGCGGCUCCUACUGCUCCUCCUGCUUUGUGGAGGCCGGAUUUCGCUCAGCUUUGGAGCUUCGCUGCGGCUGCUCAACCUCCGCCGGAUGUUCUUUCCAUUUCUCCGAAUCAGCAUCAGCAUAGUUCGCUGUUUCAUCAUCAGCAGCAUCAGCAGCAACAACAGCAGCAGCAUCAACAACAAGGUUCCAUGGGAGAAGCUUCCGCAGCUAGGCUAGGGAAUUAUCUUCCCGGACAUCUGAAUUUGCUGGCCUCAUUGUCAGGUGGUAAUGGAAACUCAGGCCGCGGAGACGAAGAGGAUCGUUGA